AUGGCUGCGACGGAUGCAGCAUUGAGGCAAGUUGACACAAUUGGAGGUCAGAAGUCGUUUGGAAUUCUGUACGUCGAGUUAUCCGAGAAAUUUCAGGCAUCCAACAGAGCUUUAUCCGUCACAACGUCCCUGGCAGGCUUUCUACAGCAAUUUCUAGGUUUUGUAAGCGCUAUUUUAACCAAAAGGUACCACCAUAAAACCCUGAUAUGCUUCGGAGGAUUGCUAACUGGUGGAGGUCUGAUAUUAUCAUCGAUCGCACCUUCGAUUGAGGUCCUGUAUUUGACAUAUGGAAUUAUUACCGGUAUAGGCUUUGGGAUGAGUUUUCCCCCAGCAGUCAUGAUGAUUGCAGUUUAUUUCGACAAAUACAGAGCAAUCGCUUCUGGUAUAUUAUUCGCCGGAGGAGGACUGGGAGGAAUGCUAUUUCCCUACCUCCUCAGGUAUCUACUGAGAGAGUAUGGGCUAAAGGGUACAUUUCUUGUCUAUGGAGGUAUUAUGUUGAAUAUUUGCGUCUGUGGCCUCCUCGUCCGCCCUUUACCAGACUGUACGCCACACGCAUCCACCCAACAUUCAGACACACGAGGGAGAACUUUGGAGAAUGAUACGACUAUCAUAAAGCAAGUUUUGCGUGGUGUCAUUGAUUUAGAAUGGCAGCUUCUCAAACAAUGGAACAGCGUUCUUUUAUUUCUUUUAGUAUUUUUCGCAAAGUUUGGAUAUAAUAGUUUAUUUAAUAUGAUUCCCCCAUUCAUUAACGAUAUUGGCUUGUCCAAAGAAGAUGGAGCAUUCGUACUUUUUGUAUUUGGGUUAACAGAUCUAAUUGGAAGGAUUCUGUUCGGAUGUAUCAUGCAUGUAUUUCCAACACACCGUCACUGCUUAUUUACCAUGACGAUCUUUCUGUUUGGAUCCGGUAUCCUUUGUACAUCGUUUAUUCGAAAGAAGCUCGACCUAUGUGUGUUGAUGGGGUGUUAUGGUUUGUUUGCCGGGGGGUACAAUGGUACAUUGAUGGUCAUGGCUGUGGAGUAUGUCGGCCUUGACCACUUUCCUAGUAACUGGGGCUUCGUCUGCUUGUUCGCCGCCGUAGCAUUCUUGAUGAAUCCAGUUACAACAGGCGCCAUCAGGGACAACACGGGAACCUGGACACCUGCAUUUCAGUUAUCGGGGGCGAUGACAUUGACAGCAGUUCUUAUCCUGGUGUUUAAAUGUCUAAAAGACCGAAAAAAGUCUAAUAAGGAAUAAAAACUUUUUCUAUGAAGCAAUAUACGCAGCCGUG
Pecten maximus is the source of this 1267-nucleotide messenger RNA. RefSeq names its product monocarboxylate transporter 12-like. Gene Ontology annotation, molecular function: monocarboxylic acid transmembrane transporter activity. Gene Ontology annotation, biological process: monocarboxylic acid transport; transmembrane transport. The record is from RefSeq and is a predicted model, not a curated record. Lineage: Eukaryota; Metazoa; Mollusca; Bivalvia; Pectinida; Pectinidae. The transcript has 5 exons. The coding region runs from base 1 to 1233 and encodes 410 amino acids.